Messenger RNA from Eutrema salsugineum, 2674 nucleotides. RefSeq names its product nucleolar complex protein 3 homolog. Gene Ontology annotation, cellular component: nucleolus. Gene Ontology annotation, molecular function: chromatin binding. The record is from RefSeq and is a predicted model, not a curated record. NCBI's taxonomy places the organism in Eukaryota, Viridiplantae, Streptophyta, Magnoliopsida, Brassicales, Brassicaceae. Gene Ontology annotation, biological process: DNA replication initiation. The transcript is spliced from 13 exons. Bases 119 to 2587 code for a protein of 822 amino acids.
GGCACCAAAACCAUAAACCCUAAUUUUAGUCAAGUUCAUCGAUUUUGUGUCGACAGUUUUCAUUUUUCUAUUACAUUAAUACCUCUUCUCCGUUGCUACUGCUGAAUUUGUGGAGAUAAUGGGGAAAAGUCGGCGUAAACAGAAGACUAUACCUCCACCGCAGCUUCCUCCGGAUGUUCCCGAAGAGGAUAUUGAGUUUUCCGACGAGGAUUUGAAGUUCGUCGAAGAGAACACUGACUACGCCCGAUUCGUCACUCGAAUUGACACCGGUGCUAUCAACAGGCAAUGCAGCCUUAAACCAAAGACAGUGGAAGAUAAGUAUCAGGAAGAACGAUCAAAGAAGAAGGCACAACAAGAAGGGAAAGGGAAUAAUGAGAUCCAAGUGGAUCCUGUUGAUGUGCUCCCUGUCAAGACUUUAGAUGGAAAACUCCAUUAUCGAACGGUGUUAAAGACAUCAAAACUUGCUGAUGGCGACACAGAAGAACUAGAAAAGGAUGCUUUUGAAGAUGAAAAUACAUUGAACAAAUCUCAAAGGAGAGCAAAAGCUAAAAAGAGUAAAAAAGAGGCAAAGAAACAAGAGAAGGAAUUUCCUGAGGAGAUCGUACAAGAGGAAGAAACACCUCAAGCAGCUGUUCUGGCAGAAGUGAAAGAAGAACUAUCUGCUGAAGAGACGUUUGAAAAUAAAAAAAACAAACUCGCGGAGCUGGGAAUGCAACUACUAUCUGAUCCAGAGGCAAACAUAAAAUCCUUAAAGGAAAUGUUAGAGAUCUCCAAAGACGAGAAUACAAAGAUAGUGAAACUUGGCUUGUUAUCUGUGUUGGCCGUAUUCAAAGAUAUUAUUCCUGGCUAUCGGAUUAGACUUCCUACAGAAAAGGAGCUCGAGAUGAAGGUCUCAAAGGAAGUAAAGAAAACCCGGUUCUAUGAGUCAACUUUAUUAAAAGCGUACAAGGCAUAUCUGCAAAAAUUGGUUGUAUUAGAAAAGCAGUCAGUAUAUAACCAAGUUGCCACUCGGUGCCUUUGUACAUUGCUAGAUGCGGUUCCUCACUUCAACUACCGUGAUAACUUGUUAAUUUCUGUUGUCAGAAAUAUUAGCUCCCCAGACGAAGUCGUAAGGAGACUCUGUUGCUCUACCAUUAGGUCUCUUUUUUCCAAUGAAGGAAAACAUGGUGGUGAGCUGACCGUGCAAGCUGUACGCUUGAUUGCUGAUCAAGUCAAAUCUCAAAAUUGCCAACUUCAUCCUAACUCUAUUGAGGUGUUCAUGUCCAUACGCUUUGACGAGGAUAUUGGAAAGCGUGACAGAGAGGAUGAAAAUAAGAAAUAUAGGAAAAACAAUAAGAGAAAUAAGCAAGAGGAGCAAAAUCAAGUGCAGGAAAAUGAGAGGAAGAAAUCGAAGCGAGAAAUGAUGUCUAAGAUCAGAGACGAGGUUGCUGCUGAUUACAAGGGUGUUACCUAUGAACCGGAUGCUAUGGAGCGGCGAAAGAUGCAGAUAGAGACACUUUCUGCUGUUUUUGAGACCUAUUUCCGUAUCCUGAGAAAUACAAUGUAUUCUAUCGGCGAAAGCACAGAAGCAGACACAGCUACAAAUCCUGGUGCCUUUGGAUCACACCCUUUGCUUGCUCCAUGCUUGGAUGGGUUGGCAAAAUUCACCCAACAAUUGGACUUGGACUACAUUGGGGAUCUCAUGAAUUAUCUAAAGAAGCUUGCUUCUAGCAGUAGUGUGUCUAACAACUCAAAGCAGAAGAACUCAAAACUGUUGACAGUAUCUGAACGGCUAAGGUGUUGCCUUGUCGCCUUCAAAGUCAUGAGGAGCAACUUAAAUGCCUUGAACGUUGACUUACAAGACUUCUUUGUCCAGCUUUACAACCUCCUCCUCGAGUACCGCCCUGGAAGAGAUUCAGGUGAAGUGUUGGCCGAGUCUUUGAAGAUAAUGUUGUGCGACGACAGACAUCAAGACAUGCAAAAGACAGCCGCUUUUGUAAAACGUCUAGCCACGUUCGCAUUAUGCUUUGGCUGUGCCGAGUCUAUGUCAGCGCUUGUCACCGUGAAAAAUCUCCUCCAGAGGAACGUCAAAUGCAGGAACCUUCUAGAGAACGAUGCUGGAGGCGGCUCUGUUUCCGGUUCAAUCGCAAAAUAUCAGCCAUACGCCACAGAUCCCAACUUAAGCGGGGCUUUAGCAACAGUGCUCUGGGAGCUCAAUCUCUUGACCAAACAUUAUCAUCCGGCGAUCUCAACGAUGGCUUCAACAAUCUCCGGCAUGAACACUUCUCAGAAUCAAACGUUUCUUUCUGCGGUGACUCCACAACAGGCGUUUGCAGAUUACUCUCUUGCAAAGGAAUCGUUUGAGCCUAAGAACGAGUCCCGGAAAUUGAACAACAAACUGAAACGAGAGAGUUGUGGUGACGAAACUAAGAAUGUUCCGGAAGUCGACAUGGUUGUGCUCAACAAGAAGUUGAGAGAGAGUUUUACUAUUCUUCGAGAUAUAGAAGAGGACGAGAGAGUGAGAAUGGAGAAGAAAAAACUUCUGAAGAAACAGAUUAACGUGGUGAAGAAGAAACUUAAGAACCCUAAAUAUAAGAAGAAAAAUUGAAGAACACUUUUUUUUUCCAAUUUAAUGUUAUACAUUGCUUAAAGAUUAUAAAUGCAUCAUUUAAAAUUUUGUUCAAUCUACUUUUGA